CCUUCGUUAGAAACAAAGGUUGCACUACUCAACCAAGCUUCGAGUCAAAAUUUGGGUGUAGUUGAACUUGAUUCAAAUUUAUACGAUGAAUUCGUUGCUAAACCUAGAAAUUACUCUAUGGCUAUACUACUAACAGCCUUAGAUCCACAAAUUAAUUGUAUACCAUGCAAAAAUCUUGUAAACCGAAUUAAUUUUAAUAAUGUAAACAGAGAAUUUGACCCCGAAUUCCGAUUAGUCGCAAGGAGCUGGUUAGAGUCUGGGGACGAACCUUCCCGCUUGUAUUUUGGUGUUUUAGAUUUUAAAAAUGGUCGGGAGGUUUAUGCCAGACUCGGUUUAAAUAAUGCACCUACUUUGUUCUAUUUUUCACCAACCACUGGUCCAUAUGCUAAAGACGUUUCUGAACCUUACAAAUACGAAUUCAACAGACAUGGUUUUUCUGCCGAAGCAUUCGCGUCUUAUCUAUCGGGCAUUUUGGGUACUCAAGUACCU
Messenger RNA from Racocetra persica, 489 nucleotides. NCBI's taxonomy places the organism in Eukaryota, Fungi, Glomeromycota, Glomeromycetes, Diversisporales, Gigasporaceae. The record is from the annotation of a GenBank genome assembly.